Pecten maximus is the source of this 1145-nucleotide messenger RNA. RefSeq names its product scavenger receptor cysteine-rich type 1 protein M130-like. The coding region runs from base 1 to 810 and encodes 269 amino acids. The record is from RefSeq and is a predicted model, not a curated record. Gene Ontology annotation, cellular component: membrane. The transcript is spliced from 5 exons. NCBI's taxonomy places the organism in Eukaryota, Metazoa, Mollusca, Bivalvia, Pectinida, Pectinidae.
AUGGACAAUCUGGCCUGUCACGGGUCUGAGACCGACUUGGCCUCCUGUACAUUUAACGGAUGGGGUGUACAUAACUGCCAACACAGCCAGGAUGUUGCCGUUAGCUGUGAUUUACCAAUUCGAUUAUCACAAAGUGAAUAUCAAGGUCGAAUAGAGGUAUUCCAUAACGGUGUGUGGGGAACUGUGUGUGAUGAUAUAUUCGACACGGACGAUGCUAUGGUGGUGUGUCGGACUCUAGGAUACAAUACAUUACAUCCAGUGAUAAAGGCCUCAGCUGGUUAUGGAGAGGGAUCCGGGACGAUUUGGAUGGACAAUUUAAACUGUAAUGGUACGGAGGAUGAUAUACAGGACUGUCGAUUCAAUGGAUGGGGAUCAAACGACUGCAGUCAUGGCGAAGAUGUUGGAGUGUCAUGUAACGCUAAUCCGAUACGGUUGGUUAACGGUACUGAUGUAGGAGGAGGGCGCCUGGAAGUUUUCAGAGGAAGCUGGGGGACCGUAUGUGACGACAGUUUUGGUGUAACAGAUGCUACUGUUGUAUGCAGUAUACUUGGUUAUCAAAAUGCGAAUCCUGUUGCAACAGGCCUUGCUAAAUAUGGUCAAGGAUCGGGGCGGAUAUGGAUGGAUGACGUUGUCUGCAGAGGAACGGAAACAGACAUAGGAAGUUGUCCAUUCAAAGACAACUCAUGGGGGCAUCAUAACUGUCAACACUCCGAGGAUGUAUCUGUUGAUUGCAGUAAAACCCGUUACAUCUUGUAUUUCCAUAUCCAUAUAAAAACAAAAACAAAAAACAAAAACCUAAAAAAAAAAUAAUGUAAAUUAUGGCACACAGGUUAUUUAAGGAGUGAUUUGAUAUAUUUUCAAAGAAACAAUGUUCACUCUGCAUAAACUGCGUGAUGAGAGUACGCUCUGAUGUUUUGAGCUAUGGCUACACAACAAACAAAAUAUGUUUAAGUUAAUCUUUAUAAUUUAAUCUGCUGUACACAAUCUACUGCACAUAGUCUACUGUAACCCCAUGAAGGGUUAUCAGCCCUUGAUUGUACAUGAAGGGUUAUCAGCCCUUGAUUGUACAUGAAGGGUUAUCAGACCUUGAUUGUAUAUGAAGGGUUAUCGGCCCUUGAAUGUUUAUGUAUGCCAAUAUAAUUAUA